GCAGAUGUGGCAAUUUUUUUUCAGUCGCGUGUGGAUUGCGCGCGCGGCUACUGCAAUUUUGUGCGAUUCGGAACUUUUUUAACGAAAAAAAAAUAAACAUAGAUACAAAACUUUUCCGAUUUUUCCCGCGCACUCUAACCAUCGAGAACUUUUAUUUUUCAGGUUGUAAAUAGAAGUUUAGUACAAAAGGAACUUAUUUUAUAUAUUUUGUCGAGAACUUGUGUUUUUUGGAACUGAAGUGUGUUUUCUGUUUGUGUGUGUGACAUUUGGUGGUAAACACGAGUGACAUUGUGUGUGAACGCCGUGAUUAUUUUCCCCAAGUAUAUAUUCUUUAGAAUUUGGAUGUUCUAGAAUAAGAUGAUCAACGGUAAAUGGCUGACUUCGAAGACUGAUUAUAAUAUUUAUGAAACCAAAUAGGAAAUGAUCGACCCAUGAAGCUUAUACCUCGGUUGGACUCGUUUCACGUGCUCGUCGAAAGGGUCCAAAUACUGCAAUGACUUCCGCGAUGGCCGCACACCAAGAAUCGAUCCACGAGAGACUCCAACCGGCGGCGGACGAGCCCCUGUACCUGCAUCAUGGAGCACCGGUGUGGCCCGACCAGGCGGACCAUCAGGAAGACCACAGCACGGACAUGUCCUACUAUAACAUGCCCAAGCGGAACAAAAGGAAGAACUUCAAACCGCGCUGCGCACCUAACGCUACCACGUUUUCAGACGACUCCAACGGAGGCAACGGUGAAGCUAGUCCCAUCAACGGAAACGACCGAACUACACCAGACCCCGCGGAAGGCGAAAAAGACGAAGGCAACUACGCCAAAAUAGGCGUUAAAAACUUCCGCCUCCUCAAAGAAGGCGCCGUCGAUCUCAGCAGACGAUUGAGCACGGACUCGAACGAAAACAUAGACUCAAAUUACCAAAACAGGUUACCUGAAGACUCAUCGAAGAAGAUCGACUCGUACCAGAGGUCGUACAUCCGUAGUUUACAAAUUAACCAAGAGGCUGAUAGACAGGACAGGACCGUGUUGAACUUUAGCAAUUUACAAAACAAAACUUUCUGUGCCAAAAAUCCUUUUGCUAUAUCACAACUGAUUAAGACUAACUCGCCUCCCAGAAGAAGGGACUCAGAGUCGGACGAAGAAAGCAAAGGUCAAGAUAUCAAUGCCAAUGACAGGAUAGGAGAAGCACAAGAGCCCAUGGAGACGGCUGAUGUGCAACAAAAUGGUGACGCUUCAAAUGCUACGAAUAGAAUUUUGAGGGAUUACGCCAUGAAUACGAUGAAGGAGCUACUCGGGAUUUACGGUUUGUCAUCCAAUGAAGUCGCCGAUGCAAUUAGUGGGCAAAUCAGAGCUUUGGAAGCGCUUCAAGGUAAACCGUUCACCCAGUUACCUUUAAGUUUGAAGAGACGCCAUGAUUCCGGCGUUGAAGACGUCAAUGACAGAAGUCUCCGAAGGUCUUCCUCGGCAACAGAAGACGAGGGUUCCACAAAUAUUACUCCGCCUAAAACUCCUGACAACGAUAUAGAAAUACAACGGCAAAGGGCAUUGCAAAUAAUCAACCAACAAUCUAUGAGGUUGUUUGGCAGAUCUCAGACUCAAGAGGAAGAGGGUAGUGGAUCAGAUGACGGUGACCAAACCCUGGACUUGAGUGUCUCCAGGGAUACAGAUGGUCAGGAACAGUCAACCACGUCGAGUGCUGGGAACAGUGUCUCAGAGUUUGAACAACAAAAUUUACUUAUGAGGAAAAAUUUAGAAGACUUAGCUAAUUUACAAAUGCAGGGUUUCUUUCAGAAACAAUCGUCGAUGGAUGCUGAAGAUUCUCAAGAGAGAAAACUACAUGCUAGUGGUUUACUGUCUGCGUUGAAUCAUUUGGAUCAAGCACGGAAGAAUUCUCUUCAGACCACGGUUGAUUACUCUAGAUACGUGAAAAGGUACAGUUCAACAUUAGAAUGUGGUUCGUCGUACUGCAAAGACCUUGGUUACCGGGAGCAUUUCCACUGUAUGGACUGCACAGCAAGAGUCUUCUGCAAGAAGGAAGAGAUGAUCAGGCAUUUCAAGUGGCACAAGAAAAGGGAUGAAUCUUUAGCGCAUGGCUUCAUGAGAUAUUCUCCAUUGGACGAUUGUUCUGAGAGAUUCAGCGACUGCCCACACAACCGGAGUCAGACCCACUACCAUUGUAUUCAGGAUGGUUGCGAUAAGGUCUACAUCUCCACGUCCGACGUACAAAUGCAUGCAAACUACCACAGGAAAGACAGUGCCAUUCUCCAAGAGGGAUUCCAAAGGUUCAGGGCUACAGAGAGCUGUGCAGCACCUCACUGCAUCUUCGCUGGACAGAGGACGACACACUUUCACUGCAGAAGACCAGGCUGCACGUACACUUUCAAGAACAAAGCUGACAUGGAAAAACACAAGACUUAUCACAUUAAAGACGAGGCCCUAUCCAAGGACGGCUUCAAGAAGUACAUGAAGAACGAAGCGUGCCCCUACCGCGACUGCCGGUUCAGCAAGACCUGUAACCACAUCCACUGCAUCCGCCCACACUGCAACUAUGUGCUGCACUCCAGCAGCCAGAUCUUCACGCACAAGAGGAAGCACGAGAGGAAGGAGCAAGAGAUGAGUUUUGGUCUACCAACAUCGGUGAUACAGAGUGCUUUGAUGCAGCAAGGUGCCGACCUCAGCAUGUACUCGCCGGGCAGCAACCUUCACGUAGACGAUGACAUGUCAAAUUCAAUGCUGGACCCGGACUUUUCCUAUCCAUUCAACCCCGCAUUAGUGGAAGAGGUUACACGCAAAUAUAUAGAAACAUACAACUGUGGAAACAACUCCGAAGAAAAAUGUGGUAAAUGCAGUGCUAUGAACAAACAUUACCAUUGUUUGGCUGAUGGAUGUAAAAUGGCACACAGUUGCCACACUACCAUGGUGAAACAUGUCAUGGAGCAUGAGCAGCAAAACCAAGUGACAGAAGCCUACUUUGUGACGUACACUCGCAACAAUCCUUGUGGAAAUUCUGCGUGUCAACAUAUCAGAGAUAUCACGCAUUAUCAUUGUACUUGGGAAAAUUGCGGAGCCGUCGUUCUCUCCUCGGAAGAACACCCUUUUAGAAGGCUGGAACAUCAUCGACAACACGCAAUACUGAGCCCUAUGUCUCCGAACUUAGCGGCGCGAUUUGCGCCCAACUUUACGCCUCAGCUAUCAGCUCAACUACAUCCCAAUAUGGCGGCUCAAUUAGGCCAAGUUCCAAGUUUGGCCAAUCUCCCACCGAAUUUGGCUCAAUUAGCCCAAAUGGCACCUAGUUUGAGUACUCAGCUUACGCCGAAUCUUCAAGCACAGCUGAAUUUGGGUCCCAAUCCGGGCAUAGUUCCUCAACAAAUAAACCCAUCGAGUUCUUUGGAUGAAAUGUUUAGCAGGAAACGUGGCAGACCGCCAAAGAACAGGGUGGUAGAAGUCUGGACUGAUAACGUAACUCCUCAAGCGAUUUUCACCUCUUUCAAGCUUCCUAAAAGUAAUCAGCUUCCACCAGUAUCACAGUCUUCCGUUAUUACUACUGUUGAAGAGUUUCCACGCAUCAAAUUCCAGCACUUCGAAGUGUUUACGAGUCCUGACACCUGCAGCCAAUCUUAUCCCAGCUGUCAGCUAAGAUUGACUCGUCUCCAUCUUCAUUGCUUUAAUUGUAGUUUCGCCGGAGAAUCUCACAUCAUCAUGGAGACUCACAUGAGAGAAUCUCACUCCAUCAGUCCCUUGAUGGAAGGUUUCGACUACUUCACAUCAUAUGAACACUGUGGAGGAAAGAGCUGUUUCAAGAACCAGCUAAGAUAUCACUUCCAUUGCGCUCAAGGGAACAACUGUCCCGCUAUAUUAACACAAUAUUCGGCGUUGGCAACUCAUAAACAUGGCAGAGGCACACCUGUCAUCAAGAGUGAAGAUCAAGAGAAACCUUAUGAAGAAGCCAAAGACUAUUCCUUGAAGGAACGUGGGUCUGUCGAUAGCGUGAGCUCGAUGAAAGAGCCCUCGGAAUCAUACACGCCAACAAACUUUUCUAUAAAGAGUGAAUUUGAUCGCGAACAAGAUAACGUUUCGGUAGUAAAAGCUGCCGGGACUUUUUAUCCGUCAUCUCAUCUUAGGAGCAAUACCUCAUCUCCAUCACCGAGGAGCAUUUACGAUGCAUCACCAUCAAAAGACAUGAAGUUACGUAUGGACUACGAUCCGAAGAAGCAAUACGAACCUCCCAAAAUAUCUGGUCCUACGAUUCCACCCUCGUGCCAUGAUCAAUCAUGUCCAUUGAAUAAAAAUGCUGGAGGAAUGAACCUCCAUUAUCAUUGCCCUCACUGCAGUCAAGCUUACGUUGAUUUAAAAUUGCUAUUCAGUCACAUGGUGAAGAAACAUAGCAAUGCAAUGGAUCCCGGACCGGUAGGAUUAGCGGCGACGAAAGAGACCCUAGAAAGAGAAUAUCCUGAAAUUUCUAUACUGCCUUCGACGGCAUCUUCUGCUUCCACGAGUCAGGCUCCUUCGCCGGGCCAGCGUCCACCUAAUCCUGCGGAGCAAGUGCAAGCAGUUCAAAGCUUGCUCCUUCAACAGUAUCUUGCUGGUGGCCGUAAAGGCAGCUUGCAAGAUCAGUUGAAGAUGCAACAGCAGUAUACAGCGUCAUUGGCUGGUUUGCCGGGACUUGCGCAAGUUGCUCUAUUCUCGCAGGGUGGAUCUCCAUUCCCCCUGUACCCAACGAUGUUGUACCCACCAGAGCUACUUCUAGAACAAAGCUUAUUGCAAGGACAUGGUCUACCACCAGGAAUGGACAAAGAAGCUGAACUCAUUGCAAAAUCCAGACGCACGCACACUACACGAGGGCCGCACAUGCGAGUCCUGAAGGAUGAACCGAUUCCUGAGGGUUAUCUUAGGUUCAGAUUUAACGAAGACUGCGCGUAUCAACAUUGUGGAUACAGGGAGCACCAGACUCAUUUCCAUUGUACAAGAAAAGACUGUGGCUAUUCAUUCUGUGACAAGACAAGAUUUGUCCAACACACGGCUAGACAUGAAAGACUAGACACAUUGAUGGGUGGAGAUUUCCAGCAGUAUCGAGCUAACGUUUAUUGCCAAAGACCUGAAUGUCCUCACGCUUCCACGUUUGGUCAGAACAAGGCUUCACAUUUCCAUUGUCUUAAGUGUGACUUCGUUUGCACUGACACCAACAAAGUGGUUGCACAUAGGCGUCAACAUCAAAAGUUAGACUCAAUCCAGGCUGCUGGCUUUGAAAAGUUCCCACCAAGCAAAGGUUGUGGCUAUGAACCCCAAUGCAUUCACAGCAAGAAACAAACUCACUAUCACUGCUUGCAGUGUGGGUUUGCUGUUCUAGGUCUCUCACAGAUGACCUCACAUAAGUACAAACACCAAGAAGCUAAUCAUGGCCCAUCAACCAGUGCCACCAACUGACGUGAAAAUAUGUAUUUAAUAAUAUUUAAAAUGUAUGGCAAAUUGACAUUAUACGUGUGAGAUAAUUAUGUGUAUUGAGUGAUAUUAUAGUGCUUGAUCUUGGCGAUGCGUUUCAUCAAAUACAAAUGUAUAUACAUACAUGUUACGCAUUGAAAUUAGUACACAUAGGGUGAUUCAAUAUCUUAUUGGCUUAAUGCAAAACGGUCCUAAUACUUCCAGUAGCAAUGUUAAAAGAAAUAUUUCAAAAAUAUUUCGUUUAAUUUUAAAUUAACCCUGAUUGUGUAUUUUAUCUUAUAUGGAUGACUUUUGCAAAGUAUACGAUGCACUUAGUUGCGCAUUGACCAAACUCGCUCAGAAAUACCUUGACAAUUUGUAAUUUGUGUCCCUCGAGUGUGCCUUAUGCUUGAAAUGAUCGAAACUGCUAAACGAAGCCUUUGAUCACUUAAAAAAUAUUAUUAGUAAACUGUUCCUGCAUCUGAUCAGUAAAGGUGUGUCCAAAUAUCUGAAUAAGUGGUAUAAGUAAAGCUUAGAUGCUUUGUUGUACUGAAUUUAAUCUUGAUGGAUUGUAUAGACUUAAAUAAAUUAAUGUAAUUAAUUUGAGUUACAUUCUAAAAACAGUUACUCAUCUGUAAAAAACUAGUGAUAUGUGUUUCUGCGUAUUCUUAUAAUAUAAAACAUUGAUGACUGAGUGGCAAGAAUAUUGAAGUGCCAAAAUAUUGUUGACUUUGUAUACUAACAGAAUAAAAUAUUCGUUCAAAGAAAGUAUGAAGUGAGUGUUAUAAAAGUGGUUAUUUUCAGAACAAAGUGAAUUUAAAAUUGCGUAUACUUAUAAUAUAUGAAAGUGCAUGUUAAUUAUAUUGAAAGUGUUUGUAUUUCCUAAAUCCCGACCAAUAUUAGUGUUAGUUAAGAAAUAUUUAUAUUUAUUACUUCCCCGUGAGAAAAGACAUUUUUACGAAUAGUAUUAUUAAUUUAGAUUUCAUGGAAAUUAUAAAAGAAGGCAAUAAAUAUAUGGGAUUUGUAUACCACUUCGUGCCUAAGGAUAAAAUCUUGUGACAAUAUUUUACAUUGAUAUUAACUUUAAUGUUUUCUGAUGGGAUAGGCCUAAAUAUCAGAAAAUAGUGCAAAACAUGCAUUAGGAUUACAAAAUCAUAUAUAUAAUAAAAAAAAACCUUAUUUAAUAAAGUGUCAAUUCUAUAAACAAAAAAUUACAAUGUAAAUAAGAUUAGAUUAUUAUAUAUGAAACAAUAUUAUGUUAGUAAAAUUAUAAUUGUUAAACUGAUAUUGGUAAAGUAUGGUGUAUAAAAAAUACGAUUGGAUUAUAAUGUACAGAAAAUUGAGUGCUAACGUUUGUGAUUCAUGAGGUAGCCAUAAAUAUGCCAUAAACAAGUUUAAGAUAUUUUUUUAAUUUGCUAAAUUCCUCCUUAGCUAAACAGUAUUCGUCACAGUGUCCUUCUCAAAAGAACCUCUUGCAUUCCUAUAAUAUUCCUGGCAACCGUCUGAAGCCAUUUAGUCUUAGAUAAAGGUUGUUCAUCAGUCAUUUUUGUUUCAUGACCAAAACCAUUUUAAAGCCUAUUCCUAAUCUUUAUCAGUAUUGUAGUUUAAGCAACAGUCCCGUUGUUCCUAUUGUCAAUCUACCGACUAUCAUAUUCCUUACAAGUAAAGUUAAUUUAGUAAAUUUCAUAAUUCAACUUGUUAUUUUCUUCGUGAGCUUUCUUUUGAAUUUGUAUUAUCAUAUUCGUUACUUUUGAAUUAUAUGUAAUUGUCAUUUGGCUUAUGUAAAGCUUUUUUAAAAUAGUCCGUGCCAUAUAAAUAGUCACAUAUAUUUUUUUAGUUCACUAAUUUCAAGUAUUUUAUUUCGUAUUCAAUAAGCUUAUGAACUUUGUCUUCAUCAAAAUGGACUCAUUCUCUAUACAAAUCGCAUGCAAUAAAAAUCUUACAUUAUUGGUUGUUAUUCAUCUUGUUUUGUUAUCUAAUUUUACGUAACACGUUUUCUUUCUUUAUGUUCUCUCUUUUUAUGUUUUAAUAUCUUUUUCACAAACUUUUGAUUAUUAAAAGAUAAUUUAAUCGCGUAUUUAUAUGUAUUUUAGUGUACGUAUGUAGCUUUAAUUUUAGUAAUCAUUAAUGAAAAUCAAUGUUCCCUCUUGACAUUAAAAUAUGCAAACAUUGUCCACAUGAUUAUUAAAAUAAAUGGGAGUGUUUUUUAUGAAAUAAUUUAAUAUAAUUUGCAGAAGCGUGUCUCUGAGAAAUGUUUGCAUCACUCUUUGUAGACAGAUGAUGGAUUGCAACAAAUUGUUUUCUUUAGUGAAAUAGUAACCUGUCUGUUUGUGAUUGUGAACCGAUUGGUGAAUUCGUAAAAAAGUAUUUUAGCAUUGUUUACCUCAUGACUUCUAGGAAUAAACGAGAAUAUCCG
Messenger RNA from Chilo suppressalis (striped riceborer), 7829 nucleotides. Lineage: Eukaryota; Metazoa; Arthropoda; Insecta; Lepidoptera; Crambidae. The record is from the annotation of a GenBank genome assembly.